Orycteropus afer afer is the source of this 1281-nucleotide messenger RNA. NCBI's taxonomy places the organism in Eukaryota, Metazoa, Chordata, Mammalia, Tubulidentata, Orycteropodidae. The record is from RefSeq and is a predicted model, not a curated record.
AUGGCCAGUCCAAGGACGAGGAAAGUUCUUAAAGAAGUCAGGGUGCAGGAUGAAAACAAUGUCUGCUUUGAGUGUGGCGCCUUCAGCCCUCAGUGGGUGAGUGUGAGCUACGGAAUCUGGAUCUGCUUGGAGUGUUCUGGGAAGCACCGGGGCCUGGGCGUGCACCUCAGCUUUGUGCGAUCAGUGACCAUGGACAAGUGGAAGGACAUUGAACUUGAGAAGAUGAAAGUUGGUGGGAAUGCCAAAUUCCGAGAGUUCCUGGAAUCACAAGAGGAUUACGAUCCCUGCUGGUCGUUGCAGGAGAAAUACAACAGCAAGGCCGCAGCGCUCUUUAGGGACAAGGUGGCCACCCUGGCUGAAGGCAAAGAAUGGUCCCUGGAGUCGUCACCUGCCCAGACCUGGACCCCGCCACAGCCCAAGAUGCAGCUGUCCACUGCCCACCGAACUGCUGGCCAGCCCCAGAACGUGACCGCCUACUCCGACAAGGCCUUUGAGGACUGGCUGAAUGACGACCUUGGGUCCUACCAGGGGGCCCAGGAGAACCGAUAUGUGGGCUUUGGUAACACAGUGCCACCACCCAAGAAAGAUGAUGACUUCCUCAACAAUGCCAUGUCCUCCUUGUACUCGGGCUGGAGCAGCUUCACCAGUGGAGCGAGCAAGUUCGCCUCUGCGGCCAAGGAGGGCGCUACGAAGUUCGGAUCCCAAGCGAGUCAGAAGGCCUCCGAGUUGGGCCACAGCCUGAAUGAGAAUGUCCUGAAGCCUGCCCAAGAGAAGGUGAAGGAGGGAAGGAUUUUGGAUGAUGUAUCCAGUGGGGUCUCUCAGCUGGCGUCCAAGGUCCAGGGGGUGGGCAGCAAGGGAUGGCGAGACGUGACCACCUUCUUCUCUGGGAAAACGGAGGAGCCUUCUGACAGACCCCCAGAGGGCAGUGGCUACCAGCAGAGCUGUGGGGACCAUGGCCAGCCUGGCGGCGUGGACCAGAGCUUCUGGGAGACCUUUGGCAGUGCCGACGCCUCCCGGGCCCGCCAGUCCCCGAGCAGCAACAGCUGGACGUGUGUGGAUAACUCGACGGAACGCAGGAGCUCGGACAGCUGGGAUGUGUGGGGCUCGGGCACAGGCUCCAGUCACAGGAACAGCAACGAGGACGGCUGGGAGAACUGGGAGGCCAGCGGGCAGGGUGCUGGCGGCGAGGGCACCGGCGGGGAGGGCCGGGCCAGGGCCACACAGAAGGCCGCACACCCCCCUGCCCCUGCCGGUGAGGGCUGGGACAACCAGGACUGGUAG